Messenger RNA from Delphinapterus leucas (beluga whale), 1387 nucleotides. RefSeq names its product HAUS augmin like complex subunit 8 (gene HAUS8). Gene Ontology annotation, cellular component: nuclear microtubule; cytoplasm; centrosome. The record is from RefSeq and is a predicted model, not a curated record. Gene Ontology annotation, biological process: centrosome cycle; spindle assembly. Gene Ontology annotation, molecular function: microtubule binding. Lineage: Eukaryota; Metazoa; Chordata; Mammalia; Artiodactyla; Monodontidae.
UUGAGUUGAAGGCGGGAAAAUGGCGGAUACCUCGGGGCGUGGUGCUGGGAAACCUUCUGCAGGGGGUCCCAGUACUCCUAGCGGUGCUAAGAUGAGAGGAAGAAGAAUACAAGGUGGAAGAGUGGUUGAGUCCCGGUACUUGCAGUAUGAGAAGAAAACCACCAAAAAGGUAACAUACAAUCCUCCUGCAGCAGAUGCGUUAAAGGCCAGUGGGAAGAUGCUUGAAGGUGGAAGAAAACCCAACCCACUCCAGAAGAGCAAAGACAGCAGUGGAACUGGCAAAGGUGACCUGCAGUCGACCUUGCUGGAAGGGCAUGGCACUGCCCCACCUGACCUGGAUCUCUCGGCCAUUAAUGACAAAAGUGUGGUCCGAAAGACUCCACAGUUAGAAAAAACAAUGUCAAAGAAAGCCGAGUCAUCAUCAUUUUCUGCCUUGAGGAAAAAGAGCCCAGAUCUCUCCGAAGCGAUGGAAAUGAUGGAAUCCCAAACACUACUCCUGACUCUGCUGACCUUGAAGAUGGAAAGUGGUCUUGCUGCAUUCGAAGAAAAGGCAGAAAAGAAUUUAUUAAUAAUGUGCAAAGAGAAGGAGAGGCUCCAGAAAAAAGCUCACGAGCUGAAGCGCCAAUUUCUCCUCUGUCAGAGGAAGCGGGAGCUGGCAGACGUCCUGGAUGCGCAGAUCGAGAUGCUGAGCCCCUGUGAGGCCAUGGCCAGCUGCUUUAAGGAACGAUACAAGACAUUUGCGACGGCCCUGGACACCACGAGGCAUGAACUGCCCGUGAGAUCGGUCCACCUGGACGGAGACGGGCAGUGCUUCUUAGACAAGUUGCAGGGGGAAUUGACGACCACAUGCCAUCUGCUGGGAGAACUUGGCAUCAGCAGCUCAGAAGAAAACGCGAAGGCCUUGGACCUGCUGAGGGAACUAAAGGAAAUGACCCAAAAGAAGGAUCUGGAGCUCCAAAGGAGCUUUACCCAGGUUCUGGAACUCUCCGCCGAGGCGAGUAAAGAGGCAGCCUUAAUCAACCAGGAGGCCUGGGAAAAGGCCCAGGGCCCCAAGGCCACCAGCCAGUGGUAUUUCAAUCCUGAGGAGGCCACUGGUGGGGAAACUCAGGGAGAGCUAAGGAGCCUGCUCCUUUCGGGCCACGACGAGCCGUGAAUCCACAUGCAGGCUGUGUCCCUAACCGGAGUGGGGACCUUCCUGCACACCAUGGGGAAGGAAGCACGUCCUGUGCCCCUUGUUUGGGGUGGGGAGAGGGGGUGGACCUGCAGUGACCCACAUAUGAUGUUCUGGAAACUUGAGCACUUUAUACACUUAGCCUAGCCAUAUAGUUAUUGUUUUGUAUGAUAAUCCCGUUUGAUAAUUUAACAAAUAAAACUGUUUUGCAGUUGA